Saccostrea cuccullata (small rock oyster) is the source of this 673-nucleotide messenger RNA. RefSeq lists its product as uncharacterized. The coding region runs from base 122 to 673 and encodes 183 amino acids. Lineage: Eukaryota; Metazoa; Mollusca; Bivalvia; Ostreida; Ostreidae. The transcript has 5 exons. The record is from RefSeq and is a predicted model, not a curated record.
GAUCUUCAGAGUAAACCUGAGAAUUAGCGUUUUAAGUAAAUCUACAUGUUCUGUUCAUCAUUUUAAAGAAACCCAUGUGUGAUGAUAGAAUUAUAAUGAACCAUUGGUUUUAAUAAGAGAAAUGGCAUGGAUUGAUUUCUCAGACUUUGGUUACAUUGUGGACUCCUGUCCCGGUAACAAGACAGAGUACACAACCUCGGCCACCAAACUGGGGUGUGGUGUGGAUGAGAAUGGGCGGAGUCAGUACGUCUGUGUUCCUAAUCACGAAAGGUCAACUCUGGUGGAAUUCUGUUAUACUUCUGCAACUGGACUUUUUGAAAAGGGAAAUUGUUUAGAGGUUUAUAAAAAUCGGAAUCUGGAUCAAACCAGCUGUCUUCAUUUCAUACAUGGAUGUCCUUCUGACCAUUUUUUUCUUUCCGACCUGUAUAAAUUCCCAGCUUGUCAAGGAUUAAAUAUUCAGGAACGAUGUUUUUUUGCAGACCCUGCAUGUCCUAACACCACAGACACUACAGCAGGAAAUAACCAAACAACCCUAUUACCAGAGGAUAACUCAGCACUUAAUUGGGGAGAUCAUUGGAAGUCUUGUUUCCAUUGCUCUGUUACUUUUUAUUCUACUUCUGGUAAUAGUGCGUCCUUUGUAUUCUUCUUAUUGAUGUUGUGUAUAUAUUCCUAA